Molecule: messenger RNA, 480 nt
Organism: Macadamia integrifolia
Lineage: Eukaryota; Viridiplantae; Streptophyta; Magnoliopsida; Proteales; Proteaceae
Product: craniofacial development protein 2-like
Exons: 1
Coding region: 1-480 (159 amino acids)
Biological process (GO): chromatin remodeling
Cellular component (GO): nucleus
Source: RefSeq, a predicted model, not a curated record
AUGAAAGCUAAGAUAUUGGACGAUUUUAAACUUUGGUAUUUGGGAGACCAGAGUGGAAGAGGCAGAGUUGGCAUAGUGGUGGAUAAAGACUUGAAGAACAAUGUGGUAGACGUUAAAAGAGUGGGAGACAAGAUUAUAUCCUUAAAGAUGGUGUUAGAUAAAAAAGUGAUCAACAUUAUCAGUGUUUAUGCUCCACAAGCAGGAUUGGAUGAGAGCUGCAAGCUGCAAUUUUGUGAACACAUGGAUGAAUUGAUGCAUAGUUUUAGACUGGAUGAAAAGAUUAUUAUGGGAGGCAAUCUGAAUGGACACAUUGGGAAGGAUAGGAGAAGUCAUGUAGAGGUGCACAGAGGUUAUGGAGUUGGGGAGAGAAAUGAAGAGGGAACCUCAAUUUUGGACUUCGCAACCGCCUACGAUCUAUCUAUUGUUAAUAUUUUUUUCGCUAAAAGGGAAGAACACUUAAUUACGUACAAAAGUGGAUAG